This is a messenger RNA of Capra hircus (goat), 5138 nucleotides long. It is a transcript of the gene ZNF239, whose product is annotated as zinc finger protein 239. NCBI's taxonomy places the organism in Eukaryota, Metazoa, Chordata, Mammalia, Artiodactyla, Bovidae. Gene Ontology annotation, molecular function: RNA polymerase II cis-regulatory region sequence-specific DNA binding; DNA-binding transcription activator activity, RNA polymerase II-specific. Gene Ontology annotation, biological process: regulation of transcription by RNA polymerase II. The record is from RefSeq and is a predicted model, not a curated record. Gene Ontology annotation, cellular component: nucleus. The transcript is spliced from 4 exons.
UUCUCUUCUCUGAGGAUGGAAAUAUCCUUUCUUUGGGGGGAAGGGCAUCAGCAUUAGCUGAGUGUGUAUCUGGUGUCAGGUCCUGUCUUGGUUCUGUUUUUUUUUUUUUUUUCACUUUGUCAGACUUCAGCGUGAGACAUAUAGUGUUUAUAAAUGUGAGUAUAGGAGCAUUAAGAUACUAAGAGCAUAUAGCUAUCAAAUGAUGUCACCAGGGUCUGCACAAUUUGCUGACUUCAAAUUCUACCCCUGUUUUCACUGAACUACCCUGCCCCCUUGAGUUUGACUCACUCCCCAGGGGACUGGGCUGUGCUCUUUUAUUGGAAGACUUCACACAGCAUGUUUGGUCCAGUCUCUGGAAGCAUGCCUUUUCCUGCCAGACAUUUCACUCACAGUGAAAGUCAUCCACAGCUAUUACACGCUCAAUCUACUGCUGAGUGGUCUGGGGAAAGCAAAUAGAAUUAUAAACUGCGGUGCUUGUCUUCACGAGCAUGUGCUGUGUGUGGGGAAAAGUGUGUGCAUUAAUAGUAAUCGUUUAUUAAACUUGAGUUGAAGACAUGAGAAAACGUGUUACAUAACAGCUCAGUAAGUACCAUGUCACUGCCAGAAAUCCUGGGUGUUCUUUAAGAGGUAAACGUUCCUAAGCAACAUUCCCCUAGACCGCCUGAAAGGAGAAUUUCACUCCUUUUUCAUCUCUUUGGUCUUUGUACAACCCAAAGAUCCAUUGCAUUUAUUGUGAAGCGUUUCUCUGCAUACUUGAUGUGAGCGUCACUAAGGCAGACGGGAUGGGCUGCUCGUCUUGUGUUCUGCUUGCUUUGCUCCCUUUAUCGUCGUACCUGCGUUUUAAUUGGUACAGUGAAUUGUUGAAUUACCAUGUAGGCUUUUAAAAAAAGCUUGUCAUUUGUCUGCACAAAACCCCUUCUAGAAAGCUACCUCAAGACUGACACUUAGUGUCAUAGAAAGUUUGAAAAGGAAGGGGUUAGCCAGCCACCAGGGUAGCCCCUCUUAACUCUCUGCCUUGGUGCCAUCAUCUUACAGAGGAGAGCUCUAAUUCUGAGGGAGCAGAAGGGAAGUACCAUGUAUUUUAUUGCAGAGAACAGCAAAGUCAGAAGUCAACCCCAUGUUUUCUAACUUCAUGCUGUUUCUUCUCUGUAACUAAACAGGUCAUCACACCAGGAGUUAUUUGAAUAAAAUAUCAGGCUGGUUUUUUUUUUUAUUAGAUGAUUAAAAAAAAAAGUAUAGUUGAUUUACAGUGUUUCAGGCAUACAGGCUGGAUUUUAAGGGGGGAAAAAAAAAACGAACUAAUUCUUAACAGCACCACCAGCAAGACCAUCUUUUUGGUUGGCAAAAACCAUCCUCACAUCCACAUCCAUAGAAAGGUACCAUGAGUUCUUAUAAAAAUCAGUUUGUUUAGAGGACAGUAAGCUGCCUCAAAGUAUUGAAAGCAUAAUAGCUUUGUGCCUUGAAUAUAAUUGAGAACUUCAGCAAAGAUGAACGUAAGUAAGAACCUGUGCUCUUUUUUUUUCCUUCUGUCUCUUCCCUAAUGAUUAUGCACUGUGAUGAAGUUGGGGAUUGCCAGAACAACGACAUUUUGAGAUCCUGGCAUAUGUUAAUCAUUUUUUGAAUUUAAAGAAAGGACUUCAUUCCAUCAGUGCUUACUCUUUUCUGUAUACCAGACAUUGUCCUUGAGUCUGCUGAAAGGAACCAGUAGCAUUCAAGGAUGCCUCUGUGGACUUCACCAGGAAAGAGUGGGGUUGCUGGACUCUGUUGAGAGGAAGCCGCGCAGAGCAGUGAUGCUGGAGAACUACAGCCGCUUGGCCCCAGUGGUCUUCUGUUCACAGCAUGACACUGGAGUGCCCCGCCCUCAGCUGAUGCUCAGCCCUUCCUUGGUGCGUGUAUAUUCAGCUUACAGGGGACACCUCUGCUGACUGGGCUUGCCAUGAAUCUAAUAAGAAUCCAGAUGGAGACUUGAAUGAAAAUUUUGUGGAAAAUGAAGAUAAAGUCCUUACGUUAUCUAUUACCUCAAGAGCUUUCCUGCUGGCAAAUUUUGGAAGAGGUGGCUUAGUACAGUAACGAGGAGUCAGAAUUAAAUUGUGAAUAUUCACAGGGAGGUGUUCCUGAACUGGAUGUUUCUACUUGUCAGAAGUGGAGAAAAGUAUCUUCUCAUAUUUCCAGGAACCACAAGCAGUGUGGUGACUCUUCAGAGGGAUAAUUUAAAAAAACAUGGAGAGUGAAGAAUAUUCAUCUUUGAAAGUCCCAAUCCAGAUGGCCACCCAGGACUCCUCAUUCUGUAAGAAUGAGCCCCAGGAUCCUCAGGAAAGCAAAAGUCUAACUGAAGAAAGCACUGAGAGGAAACUGACAGGGGGAAGAAGUCCUCCCGUUGAGCAUUGUUCAGAGAGCCUUCACGGUAGACUCGUGGCUGACGUAAAAGAGGUGGUCUCGCCACCGUUCAGAGCAGAGACAGUCUGGCAUAUUGGCCAGGGGGAAGAGUCCCUGGAGCCCUUUGGCUGUGACCACAAAGACGUUAGCGGUUGGAAAUCCCGGGUGGCCAGUCAUCGUCAUCAGAGAGCUCAUGCAGAGGAGAAGCCCUGUAGCCAUCAAGACUGUGGGAAAACAUGUGCCGCCAGCCCAGGUGGUCACCCUGGUGAGAAAAUCCGCCCUUCAGAGAAAGUAUACAGAUGUAGUCAGUGUGGUAGGGACUUCAGUGAGCGCUCAGAGCUGGUCCUGCAUCAGAGGGAGCACACUGAAGAAAAGCCCUACAGGUGUGAUCAGUGCGGGAAGGGCUUCACGAGGAGCUCGAGUCUGCUCAUCCACCGUGAAGUCCAUGCCGAUGAGAAGCCUUACAAGUGCGACAAGUGCGGGAAGGGCUUCACCAGGAGCUCGAGUCUGCUCAUCCAUCACUCAGUCCACACAGGGGAGAAGCCUCAUAAAUGCGACAAGUGCGGGAAGGGCUUUACUCAGAGCUCCAAGCUGCACAUCCACCAGCGCGUGCACACUGGCGAGAAGCCCUACGAGUGUGGGGAGUGCGGGAUGAGCUUCAGCCAGCGCUCCAACCUGCACAUCCACCAGCGCAUCCACACGGGGGAGAGGCCCUACAAGUGCGGGGAGUGCGGGAAGGGUUUCAGCCAGAGCUCCAACCUGCACAUCCACCGCUGUUCACACACGGGGGAGAAGCCGUACCAGUGCUACGAGUGCGGGAAGGGCUUCAGCCAGAGCUCAGACCUCCGCAUCCACCUGAGAGUCCACACUGGGGAGAAGCCCUAUCACUGUGGCAAGUGCGGGAAGGGCUUCAGCCAGAGCUCCAAACUCCUCAUCCACCAGAGAGUCCACACUGGGGAGAAGCCCUAUGAGUGCAACAAAUGUGGGAAGGGCUUCAGCCAGAGCUCCAACCUCCACAUCCACCAGAGGGUCCACAGGAAAGACCCCCACUAAAUGAGGUCUUCAAUCACAUGCUGUUACUCCAAAGACUUCAAUAUUUCUAACAUUACUCUUACUUUCACAUUCUCAGGAUAUAGUAAGAGUUAUUCAGAUAUGUUGCCUCACUGAAAGUCAUUCACUCAAGGGAUUUAAGUACCAGGCACUUUGUUAUGCUACACAGUGAAUUGAUUGUUGUUCUUGCUCAGUUGGGUAGAGUGAAAACGUCUGUGCUUUGCCAUUCAGCCAGUGUUACUAGAGCCGCAUAUCCUACCCAGCAUUUCUAAGUGCAAGAACCUUACAUUUGUCUAAGCAGAACGCGUUUCCUUUGUUCACACUCUCUGAGAAUCUGGGACUUUGGCUUUCUCUUCAAAUCCUGUGCCUUGUGUUUUUCAUAUUUCCCUUCCUGCCCCGAGUAGCCCUCUUUAAAUUAUGAUUGCACAAUAUGUUUUAACAUUUGCUAUAACCCCCAAAAGUCAUUUGCUUUUGCAACACUGUUAUUGAGCCACACUUGGGCCUUCUGGGCCGAGCAGAGUAAAGCCAAUCCUCUGACACCGGGCUGUAAAGGAAGUGCACCAUUUAUUGCAGGGCACCAAAGGAGCCCAAGCGGCUGGUGCUCAUCAGACCCAAACUGAUGGCUUUCAGAGAAACAUAAGGUGAGGAACAGGGGACUGUGGGGUGCAUGAUCAGCUCACGGACAUUCUUCUCAUUGGUUGAUGGUGAGGCAAUUAGGAGUCAAUAUCAUCAACCUUCAGUUUCUAAGCCAUCUGGGGUCUGCCUGCUUAUGGGCAGCAAACGAUUAACUUCUUGCAUCUGGUGGCAGUUUCAGUAUCUGCAAAACAGCUCAAAGGACAUGGCUCAGAAUAUUAUCUGUAUUCUAGAGGAAUUACCAGGUCCUUGCUUCACUUAAUGGCUAAACUAUUAUUGUUUUGCUUGGCUUUUUUCCUUUCUUUCUGCAUUUGCUCUCUUCUCUGAUUAAAUUUACACUCUGGAACUUGAGGAAGGCUUGGAGAGUAUGUUUUGAAAUGACAAGGCUUAAAAUAUGCACUCUAUCUCACAUAAUUCAAUUGGGGUGUGGUGCUAGGACACCUCAGAGGGUUAAGGAUCAUCUCCUAGAAGUUAAAACAAGAAGCUUGUAAAAUAGUUGAGAGAAAAUUGUUUUUUAGUGAAUAUAUAAGUAAAGCAGAAUAAACUAAUUGCAACCCUGAUUUUCUAAACAAUGACUGAUUCCCCAGCUGGUGCUUAAGAGGCUCCCUAGUCAUCUAUAGUUAUUCACCAGUGACUGGUAUCCUUACAUGAAACAAUGGUGGGGGAAAUAGAGAUGCAAUAUUUAUUACCUUGAGGAGGUGGGGUUAUAACUGGUACCUCCUGAUCAAAGGUAACCUGAAGCAGUUAACUGGACAUGGAUAACAGGAAAGUGACAUGUUAAAUUUAGAGGAAAUGUAGCUAAUGUCCAAUAAGAAAUGGAGGAAGGUGACAGAUUGAUACUUACUUCAAGAGGCAGUCCCAGAAUAUUUGACUCCAACUCAGAGGUGCCCACAUGGAAUGAUUAGGGUAGUGACUGAGCAUUUGCACUUUGGCAUUGCAUAAAACCCUCACUAGUCUGGGUACCAUAAGAUGGCAUCACAACUGAUGUGAUUCUGCUUUGGUGAGCGCUAGAAUUAUGAAUCCCUCCCAGUUUCUCCUGGCCUCAUAAGAUUAUAUGUGAACAUCUCUUCUGGACUUGA